GGCGGCAAGACCUCGUCACUAAUUGUUUGUAUGGUCCUUAAUCAAAGUUGCUGUUUGUUUUAUUGAAAAUGGUAUACAGUAUAGAAAUAGUUGUUUCAUUUGUAUGUAUAUAAAGCAUUCGAUUUUUUCCGAAGUUCAGUGAAUGUCUCAACAGUGGCUCACAAGCUAAUGCUAGCAAGCUAACGGCCGCAGUAACUCGUCCGUUUUUUUGUCAACCACUUCUCACAUUUGCGGCAGAUCUAAGGAGAGCAAAUGGAGUGGUUCCACUGUAACAAGUGCUUCAUAAGACGUGGCUCAACGUUUGCAGUUUCUACCUGUGGACACAUCUGCUGUGAAGCUUGCAUUAAAUCUUCCCAAGCUGCGAAAUGCGGCAUAUGUGGAGCCAGCUGCAAAUAUAUUCCCAUCACAGACAAGAUGAAACCGCAGGACAAGAUGUUUUUCAUGGACCCCGUGGAGCUCCUGGUUUCACGGCUAGAACGCGUUUUACAGAUUACCGAUUUUCAACGGGCGCAAAUGGAGCGGACGACGGCGUAUUUCAAACACAAGUCUGUCGAACUAGAAAAGUGCCUGAAAGAAGUCACUCAGCAGAGUUACAGGCAAAUAGCUGAAUUGAAAAGAGAGAAUGCUGAUUUAAAAAGCCAAAAUAUGGAGUUGCAAAGAGAGAUGGCACAGUUGAAGAAGCCUCUCUCACAGAGGGUGGGUUCUCCUUCACCCUUUCAAACAAAUGGCGUUCGAAGGAUCUCACUUCCUGUGGCUGUCACUCCCCCUGUUACUGCUCACUCAAGAACGAUAAGUCCAAUGUGGCCCAGAAACAGAGGUCUUGGUCUUGCAUCUCGUAGAAGUCCUGGAUCCAUCACUUCUUUGUCUAGCCACAGCCCUUUUCUUUAACACGGACACAGUAAGUUGGAAUUUCUUUCGUUCCCUGUCAUUCAUUCGUGCAUAUGAAGUUUGUCCGAAUAUUAAAUGUCUUGGUGCUGCUUGUUGUUUUUAAAGGGACCACAAUUCCCAACACAAGGUAAGAAACACACUUCAUCUUUUUGUCGCAUUUGCAUCUUCCCCUCUUCGAUUUGUGUCGUCCACAGAAGCCCAAGCAGCUUCCAGUUCAUCAAAUGGCUGCUUAAUCAGUACACUCACCUAGGCGUUAAUCAAACCCGUUGAAGCAGGCUUUUUUUUUUUUUUUUUGGUCCAGUUCAGUUGUUGCACUGCGUUGUUUUCCAUGGAGUAAUUUGUCAAUCAUAUGAUGUCACACGUAUGCUAUUGAAGAUGAAAAGAAAUGGAACGUUGUGCUGUUCUUAAGUACGGUUACUUUCAAGUAAAAGUAUUUCAACAGAUUAGCCAAGUGAAUUGUGUUUGGGAUACAUACUGCAGAGGUGAAUG
This is a messenger RNA of Syngnathus typhle (broad-nosed pipefish), 1377 nucleotides long. RefSeq names its product RING finger protein 212B-like. Bases 253 to 888 code for a protein of 211 amino acids. Gene Ontology annotation, cellular component: synaptonemal complex. Gene Ontology annotation, biological process: homologous chromosome pairing at meiosis; protein sumoylation; reciprocal meiotic recombination. Lineage: Eukaryota; Metazoa; Chordata; Actinopteri; Syngnathiformes; Syngnathidae. The record is from RefSeq and is a predicted model, not a curated record. The transcript has 11 exons. Gene Ontology annotation, molecular function: SUMO transferase activity.